GAAUCAAAUGCUAACAAACCUAUUAUUCGAAGUAUCAAAACAAGUAGAAUGGACAGAUUUUGAAAUUUUGAAUGAUUCGAACAGCGGUGAAGUGAUUGGAUUUUUGAGUGACUUCUUUUUAGUGUCAAUUAGAAAUCCGACAACCAAAGAUGUUUUACAUUUAGCAGUAAAGAAAGCCUUAAAAAAUGAAGGCAGAAGAGUGGAAACGAACCUGUCAGUAGCAUAUCAUAAUGAAAUUUAUUUUUAUGAUACAGUAUUUCCGACACUGAAAACAUUUACAGAUAGAAAAAACGUAACUCACCAGUUUGACUUCAUACCAAGAAUGUAUGCAUGCAGUAAAUUAAUUCGUGAGGAGAUUUUAAUUCUAGAAAAUCUGAAUAUAUUAGGAUACCAAAUGAUUGAUACGUCGUUAUUGUUCGACGAGGAACAACUCAGUUAUGUUUUUAUGACUUAUGGAAAGUUCCAUGGAUUAUCAAUUAGCUUCAAAGAUCAACAUCCAGAAGAAUAUUUCAAAAUAAUGGAAAAAGUUCCACACUUCUUUUCAACUAUGGAGGACAAAAAUGGCAUUAGUGGUGUAAUGCAAAGUGCUAUAAUAGCUGCGUUUGAAUUUGUAGAUGAAGACAUAAAAACAAAUUGUCAUCACUACAUAUCUGAAUCAAAUGAAAUGUUUUGGACGAGUAUGGAGUAUAAAGGUAAACAUACGGUUUUAAAUCAUGGAGAUUGUUGGAGCAAUAAUGUGAUGUUUAGAUACAAAGACAAAAAAUUGGAAAGUAUGAAACUCAUAGACUUUCAAAUGAUAACAGAUUGUUCACCAGUAUAUGAUUUAUCAUGCAUGCUCUAUACCAGUAGCAGCAUCGAAGACAUCAGAAAUUUAGAGAAAUAUUUAAAAAUAUAUUAUAAUAGUUUUACUAACACUGUUAAAUCACUAGGAAGUGAUCCCGAAAAACUGCUUUCUUAUGAAGUAUUGAAGGAAGAUUGGAAAAAAUAUUCAAAAUUUGGUAUUCAGCUAAGUAUAAUGGGACAUAAAAUGAAAUUAAUGGAAAAGAAAGACAUGAUGAAAGUUGGCAGUGAUGAUGAAAUAUGGAAGGAAGUUGCUGCCAUCAAAUUAAUUGGAAAGAAUCGUGAAAUAUUUAAAGAAAGAGUUAAACCUCUUAUUGAGGAUUCCUACAAGAAUGGAUACUUGUAGGACGAAUACAUAUUUACUAAAAAUGUGUA
This is a messenger RNA of Aethina tumida (small hive beetle), 1215 nucleotides long. RefSeq lists its product as uncharacterized. The transcript has 2 exons. The record is from RefSeq and is a predicted model, not a curated record. Bases 8 to 1186 code for a protein of 392 amino acids. Lineage: Eukaryota; Metazoa; Arthropoda; Insecta; Coleoptera; Nitidulidae.